Molecule: messenger RNA, 3081 nt
Organism: Dermacentor silvarum
Lineage: Eukaryota; Metazoa; Arthropoda; Arachnida; Ixodida; Ixodidae
Product: phospholipid-transporting ATPase ABCA3-like
Exons: 16
Coding region: 1-3081 (1026 amino acids)
Biological process (GO): lipid transport; transmembrane transport
Cellular component (GO): membrane; intracellular membrane-bounded organelle
Molecular function (GO): ATP hydrolysis activity; ATP binding; lipid carrier activity
Source: RefSeq, a predicted model, not a curated record
AUGGGGGCCGAAGUGUGGGUCCUAAGCCCAGGACUCCAGUGGCCAGUGCCACGCACCGAGCCUGGUCGAGGCAACUCAAUUGAGUCUCCAAGAACUGCGGACAAACACGGAGGCUACUUACCGUUUCAGCGUAGAAAUGAGCAAAGCGGUGACUCGGACGGCGACCAGUCUUCUGAAGACGGCGACAAACACGAGACUGUGCCAGACGCUGCGGACUUGAAGUACGUGGAAGUGGAAAGCAGAGAUGCUGUAGCCGGCGCAUGCGCAAAGCUCUACGAUCUCAAGAUGUUCCCAAACGAAAACAGUACCGCUAUUCUUCGGGCUCCACUGUGUUUGGCACUGAGCGAACCGGAGUCCGCGGCGAGCGCCAGCCUGGAGUACACGGUGUACGUUCCCACCGAGGACAUCGGGAAAAUGGAGAAGAUGCUACCGCUUGGCGGGGCCUUCGCACCGAACGAUAACCUCACUCUGAUGAUUGGAUUGAUGUUUUACAUCAAUAUUGCUGGACAGCCAUACGCGAAGGGCAUCGACGUCAGUCUUCUAGCCGUCUCGUUCCUCAUUUUUGACGUCGGUUACGCGCUGCUGAUCAUAUUGAUCAUGUGGGUGUUUCCCAAAGGUUGGAUAGGGUUGAUCAUCGGCUUGGUAUCGGUGUUUUAUGGCGUAAGGAUUUCUGAUAGCGCUUCAUCGAUUAGUGUGCCUCGGUACAUCACGACGUCCAAGGCUGACAAGCUUCUCACAGCUCUGCUACCGGCUGAGGGCUUCUUCGCUGUCUUGAGAAUUGCCUUCCUUGCUCGAGAUUAUGAAGGAGGCACGGGCUGGUCCGUGGUUACCAGGAAUGUGCUCGAUGUGGACAACAUCACGAUACUGGAAAUCUGGCUUGCUAUGUUCGCCUGUGACAUCGUCAUGGUGUUUCUGGCUUGCUACCUCCAUAACGUCCUGCCCUGGAGCACCGACAAUCCCCAAAGGCCCUUAUUUUUCCUUGCGCCGAAUUACUGGAAUCCCAAAGGCACGGUGUCUAUCGAAGGAGCCACGCCUUCUCAGCAAAACCCCGCUAGAUUCGAGGAGAUACCGGCAGACAUCCGCCCAAUCAUCAUCGCCAACAACAUCACAAAGAUGUACGGGAAGAAGCCAGCCCUGAGCGCAGUCGAUUUCAGAGUGUACGAGUCCAAAGUGACGGUCCUGCUGGGACACAACGGUGCUGGAAAGACCACUCUCAUGAGCAUCCUCACAGGUAAGCAAGCUCCAUCUAGUGGCAUCGCUAAAGUCUGCGGCUUCAACGUGGCCACCCACAGCGGCGAGGUGCGAAAGUUAGUCAGCUUCUGUCAGCAGAACGAUAUUUUCUUCGACGACCUGACUGUCAUCGACAACCUGAUAUACUUCGCAUCGUUGAAAGGAGCAGCGUCCAAGGAUGUGUACGAAGCCGUCGGGAGUGCUUUAAGGCUGGUAGGGCUGGAGGACAAGACACCCAGCUAUCCAAGCGAGCUCUCUGGAGGCAUGAAACGCAGGCUCAGCAUCGCAAUCACAUUCGCCACAGAUCCGAAGCUCCUCAUCCUAGACGAGCCGACUGCUGGCACGGAUCCACAGACUCGGCGUGGCAUCUGGGACGCCUUGCAGAUAAAAGCUAAGACGAAGAGCCUGCUUAUAUCUUCCCACGACAUGGACGAAGCCGAUGCAAUCGGAGACCACAUUAUCAUCAUGGCGAGCGGAAAGGUCAUAUGCAGUGGCUCGACGGCAUUCUUGAAGAAAGCCUGCGGCGUCGGAUACAAGUUGACCAUUGCCAAGACACCAGGCGCUCUGCAGCUGCCAAAGGUGCUUGCGGUGAUCCAGAGAGCAGCGCCAGAGGCGACUGUUGACGAUGAGAAGCAGGCCGAAGUGGUUAUCACGCUUCGUACGCUUGACUACAAGGACUUUCCGGCCAUGUUCCAGACUCUCGAGAGCUCGUCGCGCACGCUCGGCAUUGCGAGCAUGGGAGUCACCGUGAGCACCAUGAGGGACGCUUACUUGAAGAUUAAUCUCGAGUGGUCACCAGAAGGCAAAGCGCGGGAAGUCCCCGUAGACGAGCAGGACAUCGACAACGUCUGCCGCGCUGUCGAGAAGAAACGCACGAUUACGCGAAGCUUCUACGCGCUCUUCGUCAAGCGCCUCGUCAUCCUGGCGCGAAACUGGUGGCUCCUGCUGGGCAUGUCGGUGUUGCCGCUGCUGCUCCUGCUGGCUACGCGCGAUCUCAGCAUACAGAGACCCGGGUCCGCCGGGGGUGACCUCGGCUCCACGUUCCCCGCGGCCAUCGACCUGGGCACCCAUUUCGCGGGAUCCGAGGUUAUCUUCCAGGAGACGCUUCCCAACGAACUGAGCACCCAGGUGCGAUUACUGGUCGAAUCCGAAGGGUGCACACUUCGACCCGCGAAAGACGCCCGUGAGGAGUUGCGCCGGCUCGCCCGCGACGACAUACGCCGUUACAUCACCACUUACCCGGUGGCCUUCGCUUUUGAGCCGGACCGGAUGGGCCUCCUUGCAAAUCCAACGAGCAUGAUCACGACGCCCAUCGCGAUCAACCUCAUGAGCACCGCGAUCCUGCGUGCGCUCACCGGCAAGCCGGCGGAACGAAUCGACGCCACCCUCACGCACAUAAAAGUUCGAUCCAAGACGGCGCUUCACGAGCUGAAUGCCUUCCGUUCUGACGUGUCCAGCUCCUGGAGAAUUCUGCCUGCGCUCGUCUACUCGCUGGGCUUUGCAGUUCUCGCGGCGUUUCCGGUCGACGAGCGGCUGGGCGGCGCCCGCGACGUGCAACUCAUGACCGGCAUGUCGGGCGCCUUUUUCAUCUUCGUGCACCUCGUCUUCGACAUGUUCUACUACGUCGUAUAUAUGUCACUAUUUGGUGCUGUCCACUUCAGUCUCUCCAACUACUCAGUCACCACGGCCGGAAACUUCGCGCUCAUGUUCCUGUCAGCUGCACCAGCGAUCAUCGGGAUGGCAUACGUGAUUGCAGAAAGGGCGGAGACGAGCGGAGGUGCCAUGUCCAGCGCAGUGCAGUGGGUCUACAUCGGCGGAACCGCUGCGUCCGGCCUAAAUCCUGAGCAAUGA